CGAGAAAUGAAGAUGCUGGUACGACCUUCGCCGUUUGAGUGCGUCGACAAGCUGGCGGCUUAUGUGGUCCACUAUGCAUCAACGUGGUCCACCUCGCGGUCGUGGUGCGACUGUGACUGUGACAGCGAGCAGGGAAUAAAAAUUGCACCGCACUGCUGACAGACGCUUGUGAAGAUACCUGCACAUGCAGCAAUAUGCUGAUUUCCGUCUUCGAUGCCCGUGCCGCCAAAACCCAGCGGACGAGGAUGUUGCGAGGUCGUGGAAGCUGUACAAAAUGACAAGCCGGCCUUCGAAUCACAACCACCAAUUACAACUACAUGUAGUACCGGUCUUGCGUCCCAGAACUUCAACUUGGUCCCGCAAAAAGAUAUUCCCAUCGUCCCGCAGCAAUCCUGCAACACCGCAGCCGGCUCAUCUCCAAGCGGUAGAAGCACUAUCUGUUGUACGACUACCGCCAGCACAUCGCGAGAGGAAGCGCAAGACCAGGUUCCUCCCACACCAGCUGCGGGCAAGGCGAAAUCGUGGGCGUUGCCGAGGCCCGAAUUUUCAGUUUCCGCUGAGGCGCAUCUGUCACACUUCCGUGCGAAAACCCUCUCCAAGAAGAACUCGAAUCCUCUAAAAAGUUGCUUUCGUGCAACUUCUUCUGCUUCGGCAUCCUCGUCCGGCGGCGCAGCGAAUAGGAGUGUAGUUAGAACG
Molecule: messenger RNA, 696 nt
Organism: Amoebophrya sp. A120
Lineage: Eukaryota; Dinophyceae; Syndiniales; Amoebophryaceae
Source: the annotation of a GenBank genome assembly